AUGACGCAAUCAGGACCGUCCCAGAACGUGGGAGACACCAUCCCAAACAAUACUGCCCAUGCAGUCUCUGUGACGUUGCCCACAUGGCGGGCUGUGGUCGGGUACGAGGAAGGUGAGUCAUGGGUCCUGGAGAAAAUGACAUCUGGGUACCCUAGAUUUUUCAUCCAUAGCAUCAUCCAAGAUUUGGCUAAACGCAUAGAAGCUAAGUAUGUUAGAGAUGGAGAAAGGUGCAUGUUGUUUCCUUCCUCGGCUGUUGCGAAACGUUGUCGUGAAUUCAUCAGGGCCAAAUCUAAUAAGCCUAAUUUGGGCAGGCGCCUUCUUCAAUUUACAACCAGCCCGCCAAGAACAGAGUUUGAGAAAUCCUCUGUUCUUGAAUGCACAAUAGUUUGCGUUAUCAUGCCCGAGGAGGACUUUCCUCUCGCCAAGCAAUACUGGCAACACGCGGGUGAAGGAGUUUCAUCUAGAUUGGCUGAAUACGUCUUGAAGGAGUUGUUCGAGAAAGAAGAGAAGCCACAAGGACGGAGAAGCAGAAGCAAACAAGAACUUCAAGCACAGAACAUACAGAGAAAAUCCCCAUCCAUCUCAGCAUCCAUGCGCUCGGAGUCCAUGUCUCAAAACGAGAACGUGGACAGAGAAUUCAACACUUUCAUUGAGCAAAAGUAUGGCCGUGUUUUGGAUCUCAAAUUUGCCACUCAGGCCAAAGUUGCUUUGCGCCGGAGAAUUGCUGGCAAAGCAGAUCUCGGUCAAACAGACCAGGAAUAUGCAACAGUUGAAGACAAGAAAAGAGGAACGAAUAUCAACGAAGAUGACGUGUACUUGUACCCCACCGGAAUGGCUUCCAUAUUCAAUGCUCAUCAAGCAAUACUUGGAAUUUCUCUGAUUGCGAAAAAACUGGUGUGUUUUGGAUUUCCUUACGUGGACACUUUGAGCAUAUUGAGGAAAUUUGGACCGGGUUGUCACUUCUAUGGAUUCGGUGACGAUGAUUCGCUAGAUGUAAUGGAGAAGGGAUUGGAGUCUGGUGAUAUUGACAUUGCUGGAUUCUUCUGUGAGUGCCCCUCAAACCCUUUGUUAAAGACACCCAAUUUAAAAAGAGUGCGUGCCCUUGCUGACAAGUACAACUUUGUGGUGGUCAUUGACGAGACUGUGGGAAAUUUCUUGAACGUAGCUGUUCUUCAAUAUGCUGACAUGAUCGUUUCCUCAUUGACAAAGAUUUUUUCGGGAGAUUCCAACGUGAUGGGAGGCUCCUUAAUUUUGAACAGGUCAUCGCCUAUGUACCGCAAAUUAAAAGGGUAUUUUGACAUUAACUAUGAAGAUAUUGUCUGGGCAGAAGACGCGUUGUACUUGGAACGAAACUCCAGAGAUUUCGAAGAGAGGUCAAAAAAAGUUAAUGAGACGUCAUUAGCUGUGGUGGAGUUGUUGCAGUCAAGCCCACUUGUGUCUCAGAUAUUCUAUCCUUCAAUCUCUGAAAGCAGGAAGUUCUACGAUGAAAUUAAGACGCUGGUUGGCGGCUAUGGAGGGUUGAUUUCAUUUUUUUUGAAAGAGCCGAAGCGGGCGCCCGCGUGUUUUGACGCCAUGAACUUGCACAAGGGCCCUUCUUUGGGUACUAAUUUUUCUCUAGCAUGCCCUUACGCGAUUCUUGCGCAUUACCAGGAAUUAGACGAGGUAGAAAAAUGGGGAGUGGACAGAAACUUGAUCAGAAUCAGUAUUGGAUUGGAGGAUAAGGAUGAAUUGCUUGCCACUUUGCAAGAUAGUUUGGACGUUGCUGCUGCCGUGCCAUAA
This is a messenger RNA of Metschnikowia bicuspidata var. bicuspidata NRRL YB-4993, 1779 nucleotides long. It is a transcript of the gene STR2, whose product is annotated as cystathionine gamma-synthase. The record is from RefSeq and is a predicted model, not a curated record. Gene Ontology annotation, molecular function: cystathionine gamma-synthase activity; pyridoxal phosphate binding. Gene Ontology annotation, biological process: transsulfuration. NCBI's taxonomy places the organism in Eukaryota, Fungi, Ascomycota, Pichiomycetes, Serinales, Metschnikowiaceae. The coding region runs from base 1 to 1779 and encodes 592 amino acids. The transcript has a single exon.